AUGGCCGAGUGGUCUAAGGCGCCAGACUCAAGUUCUGGUCUUCGAGAGAGGGCGUGGGUUCAAAUCCCACUUCUGACAAACUUUAUUAUUUUUUUCCACUAUGUUUUUGUAUUGUGA
Linum tenue is the source of this 117-nucleotide messenger RNA. NCBI's taxonomy places the organism in Eukaryota, Viridiplantae, Streptophyta, Magnoliopsida, Malpighiales, Linaceae. The record is from the annotation of a GenBank genome assembly.